AUGGUGUUAAUUCAUGAAUUUCGUGUCCCACUUCAUAUGUCAGUGGAUGAAUUUCAAGUGGCUCAAUUGUAUAUGGUUGUAAAUGCAAGUGAAAAACUCACGGGUGGUGGAGAAGGUGUGGAAAUUCUAGUGAAUGAACCGUAUGAUAAUAUCGAUGGACAGAUGGGGAUUUCCAAGCUCUCGGGAUGGAUGAUUCCACGUAAUAAAGGACAAUAUACACGUAAACAUUAUUAUUGCAAGUCUAAGAUACCAGGAUUCAUUGCAACUUUUUGUCCUGAAGAUUCAAUGGUGCUUAUUGAAGAAGCAUGGAACUCAUACCCUCAUUGUGUGACUGUCAUUGUGAACGGUUACUUGGCAAAGAACAAGUUUUAUAUUUCAAUUGAAUCCAUGCACAAGGGAGAUAGAGGUAACUCGGAAAAUGCUUUGGAUUUGAGCAAAAAAGAGCUGAAGCAACGUAAAGUUGAAAUAUUGGACAUUGCCGAGAAAAUGCCCAAGCAAACGCUGCAGGAAGACUGUGAUCCGGCCACGUACAAGUCCGUCAAAACUUCACGUGGACCGCUGACACGGGACUGGAUGAAGAUUGUUGAUCCGGUCAUGACCUGCUACAAAGUAGUGCGCAUCAAUUUCGACUACUGGGGCGUGCAGGGCAAGGCAGAAAAGGUUAUUCGUGAUCAACAGCGACAGUUGUUUCACAACACGUUGCGUCAGGCGCAAUGCCUGACCGAUGAAUGGUACGGUCUUUCUAUGGAAGACAUUCGACGUUUAGAGGCUGAGGUGGUGGUUAAACUUGAAGCCAAACGCUUGACAAACUCGGUCAAGUAG
Peronospora belbahrii is the source of this 822-nucleotide messenger RNA. The record is from the annotation of a GenBank genome assembly. NCBI's taxonomy places the organism in Eukaryota, Oomycota, Peronosporomycetes, Peronosporales, Peronosporaceae.